Messenger RNA from Symbiodinium sp. CCMP2592, 301 nucleotides. Lineage: Eukaryota; Dinophyceae; Suessiales; Symbiodiniaceae. The record is from the annotation of a GenBank genome assembly.
GUGGUGCUGCAGAGGAAGCCACGGAGCGGUUCCUGGCGGGGAUCGAGCCCAGGUUUGACCAUGUGCUGCAGGAGAUGAAGCGAGGUACCGGAGUGGAGGUUGGUUGCCAGCGGGCCCUGGAAAAGCCCAUGACUGAUCUCGAGGAGAAUCUCAAGGGCUUCCUGAAGGAGGUGUUGAGCGCGGAGUCCGAGAUGCGGAAGCUUCAGAACGAGGCCCAUGAGGCGAAAUCCAACCUGGCGCAGUGCAAGCAGGAGCUUGAGCAGACUCGCACCAAGUUUGCGACCGAGGUCGCCCAAACCAG